AUGCCCUCUUCCUCUGAUCCCAAAAUUGCUCCCGUGCUGGAUCCGGAUCAGGUGGCCGCAAGCACCGCUGCACCCGCCGUUGCGGCUGCUACGAUGCAGCCAACCGACCCGGCAGAGCCUGUCGCAGAUGAUCCCUCCAGACUCAAAUCCAGUCAAGCUCAAAAAGAAGAAGCUGGUCGCUUUGCAGAAAAGAACGACAUCUCUCCUGCUGAGGCUGCUCUCGACCACGAAGCGCAUCUCCACAAAGUGCCCAAAGCCAAAGUCGCGCCGGAACGGAUUACUGAGCUAGCCGGAACGCAACAGGAGGUGCCAGCUCCCGCACCAGGAGACCCCAAUCGUGCUAUUGAGCCCGAGCUCGACGACUUGGGAUGGAGCAGCGAGCCGACCGUGCCUAUCCCAGUGCUUCACGGCAUGAAGAAUGAAUCGCUCUGGUUGUUGGUGCGCCGAUUCAACAAGCAGACGUACCGCGUCAAAGCAAUCCAAGACACCACCAACAAGGACUUUGACAUGUACAUCAGCAACAAGGAGGAAUUCCAACCGGACAAGCUCAAGGCUACCUUUGAACGUGUCUACGUCACCGUCGUAGUCAGCACUGUGGCUUUUGUCCAGCACGUUGCACGUCUUCGUUCUUGGUCCGAGCCAAAAAGAACCGCUGGGUUCAUGGUGGCCUACGCUGCUGCUUGGUUCUUUGAUCUCCUGGUUCCUUCAACGUUACUUUUGCUCUUGGUGCUUGUUGUGUCACCACGUGCCAGAUUGACCCUCUUUCCCUCAGCUCCGCUGUCUGCUAUUGAUCCCAAGACGGGUCAGGCCAAGGUACCGUUGGCUGGUCACCUCGGUAGCAAAGACAGCUUGACCGGUGCUGCAGAGAGCUUUGAGGGAGAAGCGGUCGAACAGGAAGCGUCCAACUUUGUCGGUGCGCUCGGCUCGGUUGCACUCAGCACUGCUGCGGGAAAGUCGUCCAACCAAGGCGUCGGUUCUUCCACACAGGCCGACAGUGAUGGAGAGGAUAGUGACUCUAGCGACGAAACUUCGAAAUCGACCUCGAAGAAGCCCAAAAUGGAUGCCGAGGACAGGAUCCCGGACCCGACCAAUAUCGCCGCUCUCUCACAGGCUGCGCAGAGCAAGGCGGCAGGAGAAAAGGCAGGCAACCCGGACAAAGGCGAUCACACCAAAAAGCCCAUGGAGGAAGCAAUCUUUGCCAGCCUUGCACCGUUUAUGCACAUCCUCAACAACAUCUGCGAUGACUUUGAGAGAUUUGGAAACGCGCUCUCUCCCACGCCUCCUUUUUCACGAUGGAUGCCACGCGCUCGACUCGCUGGUGCUAUUGUGCCUCUGUUGUUGGCUUCGUUCUACGUCAACGAAACGAUGAUCUACAAGGGCACGACAUUCGGUAUGGGCUUCGCGCUGUUUGGCCAGCCUCUGAUCGACCGGGUCAAAUUCCCACAAGUUAUCGUUUGGUUGGAUCGCAAUAUUCCGGAUUGGAAAAAGUACGUCGAGCUACGCUACUACUUGCUUCGCGGCGUGCCUACGAAUGCACAGCUCACAGUGACGCUUCUGAGGAUUGGAGAGGCCAACAAGUCUCCGCUUCCACCUCCGCCGCCCGCGGUGGUAGCUCCACCACCUACUGCGCUGCACGGGUCCGACAUGGCCGAACACCCAGAUCUCCCGCUCGAGUACGCAGAGCAGCUCGCCGAUGCGCAAGCUGAUGACGUGUCGAGCCGACCUGAGGGAGAAGAUGCAUCUGCCACCGAUCCCAAUGCGGGCAAGAAGAGCAACAAAGUACUUGGUAUCCUCAAAGGCGUCACCAAAGUCGGCGUCGAAACGGCACUCGGGGUCAACCGCGUUAAAGCAACCACGAUCCAAUCCAUGCACGCCAAAACCAAGCUCGGCGUAGUUCAGUCGGAAGAAGCGUCGAAAAAAUAUGCCUCGGACGGUCCCGUGCGCUUCCAAGCGAGGUACAAAGGCAAGAAAGGCCACAUCUACAUCCUCACCACCGCUGCCACGCCCAAUGUCGCUUUCGAACGCAAAGGAAACGCCAGCCCCGUGCACGCUGCUGCUGCUGCUGCUACCAAAGGCAGCUCAGUCACAAGUGCCGCCGAAACGGCGCAGAGGUUGGUGCAGCAAAAGGGAGCUGCUUUCUCCAUCGCUAUCGAUGAGAUCAAGGAGAUUCACAAGGUUGGUGGACUGGGCUGGAAGGGCAAGCUCGUCGUAGGUUGGGCCUUGGGUGGCGAAGUUGCAGAUGGUAUUGAGAUUGUGGAUAAGCAGGAUAACGUGUACAAGUUGACCGCGAUGGGUAGGAGGGACGAAGUGUUCAACAGACUCAUUUCGCUCGGUAAGCAGAAGUGGGAGGCAUUUUGA
Molecule: messenger RNA, 2358 nt
Organism: Mycosarcoma maydis (corn smut)
Lineage: Eukaryota; Fungi; Basidiomycota; Ustilaginomycetes; Ustilaginales
Exons: 1
Coding region: 1-2358 (785 amino acids)
Source: RefSeq, a predicted model, not a curated record